AUGGUCCUCACAGUGGGGAAGUGGAUGCACGAAGGUUCCGGCAGAGGAAGCGAAUGGCUUCUUACUGACUCCGAUACGAAGCGUUGCUACUUCAUCCGGAGGACGAAGACUGGCAAGCUGGCAUGUGGAGCACAGGGAACCUUCGAAUCCGCAGAUGAUUGGUUGACGCUGACGGAGUUCGCUUGUGCAUCAGACAGCCACAUUAAAAGGAGAAACCUCACUUUCCGCCAGUUCGGUGGCUGUGGGGCUUCGGAUCAAUGGGUGGAGCAACGUUCUGCGACCAGGCGAAUCCUUUUCGUCGCUUGGAUAGACCUCGACCUUAUGAGGAUCUUUUGGUCUCCUACGGUUCACAACUUCAGCAGAUGGCAGUUCCAGCUGGUGCAAGGUCACUUUGUGGCCGAGGUCCUUCAAUGGCUUGAUCCCGACUUUGAGAUGGAGGAGCGUGCUGCGGAUGGAACCCACGACGAUGAGUGGCACAUUAUCAAUGAGGCUCCUGCAAUCCAACUUGCAGAACAUGCAAAAGCAGUUCUGGAGGACGACAAGAGGCUUGGGAUCAACCGAGAUGACAAGGCACGGGAAUGCUUCAAAGCUUUGGAUGAAGCAGCUUUGAGAUUGCCGGUACCUAUGAGCUAUGGUAAAAUUGGGGCUGAUGAACGUUAUCCGUGGCUGAAGCCAAGUGAUAUGAUUCGAGCUCUACAUCGCUGGAAUCGGUUGGACCUAAUCCUGCCAGAGGCCACCCUGGAAGCUUCCAAGCAGCAGCUGAAAAUCUACUGGGACAGGUUCAGACGGCUUUACCCGACGAAUGAAAUUUUCAGCAUCCUGACAAAUGAGCAGCUCCAACUGACACUGCCUGUGAAAGUACAUGGAGAUGAAGGCAAAAAGAAGUCACCAAUUAUGCUGAUCAACUGGCAACCAGUACUUGGCCGAGGGACAAGCAAGACUGCUGGCCUCCCUGACAAAGAGCAGGAAGUGUGUCGCUUUCUGUCGUUUGCAGCGCUGAAAGAAACUUAUUCUGAUUGUCCAGAAGCUUUGGACGAUGGGAUGCGGCUGGUAGCUUCUGAUCUGAACAAUUUGAUGAGAGAUGGAAUAGCACUUCGGUUUGGCGAAACUAUGGAGACCUUCCGUCUUGGAGUGACAGGGGUCAAGGGCGACUGGCCAUGGCUCAUCGAGGCUGGACACCUUUGCAGACACUUCAGAAGAGCCCCCAAGAGGGGAGAAUCGACCAUGGAGGCUGGUGGAGUGUGCCAUCUAUGUCUUGGAGGAGUUCAUAAUUUUCCUUUCGAAGAUUUUGGAUCAUCUCCCCGCUUCGAAACGACCAUGCACAGCGCGGCCGCACAAGCUCCUUGGGACUCUAUCUCUCCUUUCGUGGAGAUGCUGCCAAGUGAGACGGGCAUGCCUGCUUGGCUAUUUCGCCCGGACAUCUUCCACAACUGGCAUUUAGGUGCUGGAAAGUACUUUAUAUCAAGCUCGUUGGAAUGGAUGGAAAGCUUCCUGACCGAUGAUGUGGUUAACCAUUUGGCCGACCUUGACACCAGAGUUCCCUUGAUUGCAGUGGUCAUCCGGAACACCAAUGAGCUUUUCAGGUUGCUUUACAGCAAUGGAGCCUGGCUACAUUGCACCGUUGCGGCAGAAGUUGCUCGCAGGGGUUUGCUGUCUGUCCGUGCCAACAAGAGAUUGGCUCAGGUUUCUGUCCAGCUUUGUGAGCCUAGGUACCCAAUACAUCCUAAGCUGCAUAUGCUUUUCCAUGGCUACCGCUUUUUAGAACAGUGGAGCCUGGCUCAUGAGUGGUGCGAAUCACCAUUGGUCGACGGGUGUCAGGUCGACGAAUCUUUUGUAGGGGUGAUAAGUAGGUAUUCUAGACGAGUAUCUCCAAAGAUUACUGUCCAAAGGACAUAUGAUCUCUACUUGACCUCUAUGAGGCGUCAUGCACAGGGAGAUGAAGAAAAUUAG
Cladocopium goreaui is the source of this 1950-nucleotide messenger RNA. The record is from the annotation of a GenBank genome assembly. NCBI's taxonomy places the organism in Eukaryota, Dinophyceae, Suessiales, Symbiodiniaceae.